GUCCUGCUGGUUCUCACAGGCAGGGGCCAUGCUGGGAAGGACAGGGACGUUUACUGGACGGUGCAGGUUUGAGCUCAAGCAGUGCCGCUCGCUCUCCUCCCCAGUCCUCCCAAGACUUCAUUUCCCAGCAGGCAGUGGGAGCAGGAGGGGAGGGACGGGACAGGAGGCGGGACAGAUGAGCUUGGCUCAGAUCAACUCCAUCCUGAAGGCCAACGAACACAGCCACACCCCCCCCAGGGUCCCGGCCUCCCACGGUGUGCUGGGUUUCCAUAGCAACAUGCUGCCAUCCAACCAGCCCAGCGAGGACCGUCGCAGCAGCGCCACCUACCUGCCGGGGAGGGGGGGCAUGCUGUUCGGAGUGUUCGACGGCCACGCGGGGGGGGGCUGUGCCCACAGCGUCAGCCAGCGGCUCUUCUACUACAUCGCUGUGGCCACGCUGCCACUGGGGGCGCUGGCGGAGCUGGACCAGUGUGUGGAGGAGCACCGGGCCCUGGCACCGCUGCUGGAGUGGCACCAGCCCCCCCAGGACCACAGCUCCCACCAGGGGGGGGCCGCCUGCUCCCACAGCCUGAGACUCUACUGGCAGGACCGGCUCCGGGACCAGGACAACAGUGACGGCACGCUGACCUCAGCGCUGGAGAAUGCUUUCCGUCGUCUGGACUGGGACUUGUCUCUGGAGGCCCAGGUCCACCUGCGGCUCCCUGUCCCUGGGGACAUGUCUCAGUCCUCCCCUCUCCGGGUGGCGCUCUCGGGCUGCACCGCCUGCGUCGCCCACAUCUCUAAUGGCAUCCUGCAUGUAGCCAACCUGGGAGACAGUCGGGCGGUCCUGGGGGUCCAGGGGCCGGACGGGCAGUGGUCGGCUCUCAGCCUCACCAACGACCACAACGCACAGAACCCUGAUGAGCUGCAGAGGGUCUUAGGGGAACACCCCCCGUCGGAGAGGAGGACGGUGGUCCGCCACGAGCGCCUCCUGGGUCUGCUGCUGCCGUUCAGGGCGUUCGGAGAUGUCCGCUUCAAAUGGAGCCGAGAGAUGCUGAGUCGAGUCCACGAGGUCAGUGAGGGGGUCCGGACUCCCUCGCCUCAUUACCUGACUCCACCCUAUCUGAGCGCCCAGCCGGAGGUCAUCCGCCACCACAUCACACCCUCUGACAAGUUCCUGGUCCUAGCAACGGAUGGAUUAUGGGAGUUGAUGCACAGACAGACCGUGGUCCAGCUGGUGGGGGAACUACUGACAGGCCUUCAGCAGCAGAGACCCCUAGUGCCGAGCAGAGGCAUGACACUGGGUGCACUGCAGCGCCUCCUGCUGGAGAGAAGGGGACAAGUCAUGUCUGUGCUGGAGGACCAGAAUGCCGCCACACACCUGCUCCGCCACGCCCUCGGGGACGACGGGUACGGAGCGGUGGCACCGAACCGCUUGGCCAAGAUGCUGAGUCUGCCGCCAGAGCUGGCCCGAAGGUACCGGGAUGACAUCACCAUCACCGUCAUCCUCCUGAACGAGUCCGACCUCUGACCCAGCACCUGGUGACCUGCAGGAGCUCCACAGAAGGCGUCUGAUUGGUCCAGAUUCAUCGAGCCACAUGGAGGAGGAGUCAGCUGCGGGUCGGAUCACCUGACACCUCACUGGACCGUGAUGAUGAUGUAAUGAUGACAUCA
Molecule: messenger RNA, 1653 nt
Organism: Limanda limanda (common dab)
Lineage: Eukaryota; Metazoa; Chordata; Actinopteri; Pleuronectiformes; Pleuronectidae
Product: pyruvate dehydrogenase [acetyl-transferring]-phosphatase 1, mitochondrial-like
Exons: 7
Coding region: 29-1510 (493 amino acids)
Biological process (GO): protein dephosphorylation
Molecular function (GO): protein serine/threonine phosphatase activity; cation binding
Source: RefSeq, a predicted model, not a curated record